This is a messenger RNA of Trypanosoma conorhini, 1593 nucleotides long. Its product is annotated as putative histone deacetylase. The transcript has a single exon. The coding region runs from base 1 to 1593 and encodes 530 amino acids. NCBI's taxonomy places the organism in Eukaryota, Euglenozoa, Kinetoplastea, Trypanosomatida, Trypanosomatidae. The record is from RefSeq and is a predicted model, not a curated record.
AUGGCGGUGGCUGCCGUGUCGCCGCGUGGAGUGGCAUCCGUCCAACCGACGCGGCAGCCACCGCCAGUGGUCAUCGUCGUGGGCCACGACAUCGAUGCCUCCGCCAUGCCCCUCACGUACGAGCGAAACCGGUUUGUGACAGACAUGCUGCGUCACUAUGCCUGCCCCGCCUUCGUUCGGAAGGAAGGCGGCGGUGCAGCGGACGCGGCCUCCAGUGACGUGUUUGAGUGGGUGGGCGAGCCCCUUCCGGUGGUUGGGGUGGCGGAGAUGACUGCAUUUCAUGACGAGGCGUACGUACGAUAUCUGGCGCUUCGCGAGACCUUGUCGGAGGUGGAUGAGCGGGCAUCGUGUGUGAAGCGUUCAAGGGCGGGGGACAUUCAACCCCCCGUUUCAAGAAAAGCCUUUGCGCAGCUGCGACCCCCACCGCGUCUUCUGCCCGACCUCGUGCCGAUUCCGACGGAUGAGGCAUAUGGCCUUACCGGCGACAACACGCCUUUUGUAGGCAUGUGGAGAACUAUUCAAACCACCGUCUCAGGCACCCUCUUAGCUGCCCGUUUGCUGGCUUGCUCCGGCCGCUUUGCCGCGAUUCACUGGUUUGGUGGAAGGCAUCAUGCCAAGCGGCGUACUGCGGGGGGAUUUUGCUUUGUAAAUGAUGUGGUUCUUGGGGUUCUGGAGCUGCAAAAGUCACUUCAUCCUGCCGCGAAUCGCAUCCUUGUGGUGGACCUAGAUGCACAUCACGGCGACGGCACACAGGCGGCCUUUUUGCACGAUAGUUCCGUCUUGACCCUGUCCAUGCACGCACACGGAGUUGGGAUCUUUCCUGGAACGGGCGGAAUCGAGGAGAUUGGUGCCGGGCUGGGGCGUGGCUUCGUGAUGAACAUUCCAUUGCCAGCCGGUGCCACAGAUAUUCUUGCCGUGCCUCUGGUGCAUCGAGCUAUUCAUUUCGCGCUUAGAAAGCUGGGUGAAAGUCUGGGUGCGAUUGUCAUUGUCUGUGGCGCAGACGCCCUCAGUGGAGAUCCGCUGGGCGCCCUCAAUCUCACACUUGGCGGGAUGCAAAGCGUCGUCCGGUUGCUGCUCCAGGAGGCGGCCCACCGCUCCCUCAAGGUUCUUCUUCUUGGCGCAGGCGGCUACGUGGAUGCGAGCUGCGCCCGUCUUGCGGGGGCAAUCACGAGGGAUGUGCUCAGCUGUGCGGCGGCGCUGCGCCUGGGCAAGACAGAGUACUUUGGGGACUCGGCCAAUCUGUCGACUAAUCUCAGCGUGGCCGUCCCGGAUGAUUGUGAGCACUUCACUCGGUACGGGCCGUCGUUCCUCAUGCAUGGCCUUCCACCGGCUCAGGUACGCAAGGUACAACAGAUGCCGUAUGACUCCCCUAUGUUUCUGCGGAUGCGGCGGGCGGCAGAAAAGAAGGCCUUGCGGCAUCGCAUAAAGGGAGAGGAGGACGGGGAAGAAGAGAGCAGCGAUGAUGAUGAGGAUGAUGACGAUGCUGACGAGGACGAGGAGGAAGAGGAAGACGAGGAGGAGGGCGAUGAGGAAGAGGAGGAAGAGGAAGGCGAGGAGGACGAGGAAGAAGAGGAAGGGGAAGAAGAAGUAUAG